AUUAAGGUAAACCACGGAUAAACCUAAUGUUAUGAACUUAUGGUGAAUUCGGGAUUUUAUCCAAAAAGGCAAAAACACGGAAUCUGAUUUUAAAUUAGAGAGGGCGGCCUUUUGGACUUGCCCAAAUUAGUCGCAUUAUUUUCAAAAGAUAUAAAUACACAUUUACGACCAUUUUAUUAGGCAUAGGCGCAGCCAUUGAAAUGCUGCAGGGGAUGAUGGUUGAGCAGGGUUUCUCAUAGUUAAUCUUCAAAUCAUCACAUCAAGACUUGAUUAAAUUGAACUUUGGAAGUCAAAAAUCAUCCCUUUUGAUUUUAUGCUUUCGACUCUUCUAGUUUUAUAGAAUUGAGGUUUAAGGAUGUUAAUGGAACUUAGGGUUUUAGUUAAUCAUGUGGAAGCCUGCGUUUCUUCUUCCUCAAAAUGCUAUGGUGCGUUCCAACAUUCUUUCUUAUAAUACGAUUACUGCUACUUAUCAUUCUCAAAUUCGUUUUUCUUCCCCACAAAUGAACUAUGAGCUAACAGGUUCGGUGCUUUCUUUUAAUCGAAUGAUUGAGACCAUACCUGUACCUCCUGUUCGUCAAUUCAAUCAUAUCUUGAUUAAAAUUGCUAAAAUGAAGCAAUACCCUACUGCCAUCUCUCUCAUUCUGGACCAUGACUUAUUAGGCUCCAACUCUUUUGUUAAACCUAAUUUAUAUACGUUUAGCAUUGCCAUAAACUGUUUUUGCCAUAUGGAUAGGGUUGAUUUCGGUUUCUCAGUGUAUGGAAAAGUGGUUAAGCUUGGUUACAAGCCCGAUUCUGCUAUCAUUAAUACUCUGAUAAGGGGGCUUUGUGAUUAUGGUAACAUUUGUGAGGCAGAAAAGCUUGCUCAUGGCAUUAUGAAUAAUGGAUUACAACCAACUGUUGUAACCAUUGGUACCAUAGUAAAUGGGUUUUGCAAAAGAGGCGACUCACAAGCUGCUCUUCUUUUUUUCCGAGAUGCUGAGAAAACUAUGGGCUGUCAACCAAGCACAACUGAGUAUAAUAUACUCAUCAAUGGUCUUUGCAAAGAUGGCCAUGUUACUCAAGCUUGUGAGAUUUAUAUAGAAAUGAUCAACAAAGGUAUUUUGCCAGAUGUUGUAACAUUCAAUACUUUGAUUCAAGGUGUUCGUAAUUCAGGUCAAUGGGAAGAUGCGGAUGUAUUAUUGAUUGAAAUGGAAACUCAAGGCAUUUCAUAUGAUGUAGUCACAUGUAGCAUUAUAGUUGAUUAUCUAUGUAAAAAAGGUGAGAUUGAAGGAGCACAUAAAAUGAUUAAAUCCAUGUUGGAAAGAGGAAUGAAGCCUGAUACUUAUACAUACACUUCACUAAUGCAUGGCUACUGUUUGCCUGGUAAAAGAAAUGAUGUUAGAAUGAUAUUCAAGAUUAUGAUUGCACAAGGGUGUGUGCCUAGUGCUUUCACCUUCACUACACUAAUUCAUGGAUAUUGUUUGCUUGGCAAAGUGGAUGUUGCUAGAAAGAUCUUUGAGUUUAUGAUUGGAGAAGGGUAUGCGCCAUGUGUAUAUGGCUAUAGUAUCUUGAUUGAAGGAUACUGCAAGAGCAAAAAGAAAGAAAAGAUAGAAAAAGCUUGGGAUCUCUUUAGUGAAAUGUAUGGAAAUGGAGUUGUUCCUAAUGUAGUCACCUGCACCUCUCUUAUAAAUGGUUUAUGUCAUGUGGGAAGACUCAAAGAGGCAUUUCAGCUUCUUAAAGAUAUUCCGAAUUGGGGUAUUUAUCCAAAUAUAUUUACUUACUCUACUUUGAUAGAUUCUUAUUUAAAAAAUGAGAAAAUGGAUGAGGCCCUUAAGUUAUUUAAAACUAUGGAAUGUAUUGGCAUUAAACCUGACAUUGUUGUUUGCACUAGCCUCAUUGAUGGUAUGUGUAGGGCUGGGAAAGUCGAUGGUGGCUAUCAGGUUUUUCUUAGACUUGCUGCAAGUGGUUUGCACCCUAAUUGUCAUACUUAUAAUGUCUUGAUGGGUGGAUUUUUUAAGACUGGUUAUCUUAAGGGCGUGAAUGAUCUGCUUAAAAAAAUGGAGGUUGAAGGUUGCAUGAUGGAUGGUGUUACUUAUAAUUUAGUUAUUCAGGGAUUUCUUCGAUAUCGCGAGACAAAAAGGGCGCUUUUAUGUCUUGAAAGCAUGCUUGAUGCUGGUUUCUCUGCAAAUUCAGGCACAUUAAAUGACCUAGUGAAGUUAUUGCACACAGAAGAGUUGGAUAAGGCAUCAAAACAAGUAAUUAAGAAGUCUUUCAGCUAAGCACACGAAAAGGUUAUAAGUUUUUGGUCAGAUUUGAAAUUCAAAUCCAUCCGAUCUGCCUUUUGUUGCAAAUGAGUAAGGAAUUGAAUUCUGUUAGAUUUCACAAACAAAGUUCUUUCAUUGAUGUCUUCUGACAUUCCAUCCUAAAGCCCAUGGGAAUCCUCCCUGUUAAAACUAUUUAAAUACCAUUUUAACCCUAGAUUGCCACAUGUAAACAUCUCUCACCUCUCCAUCUGCUUCUCCACUUCUUGCAUUCCUUUCUUGCAUAAUGGAGGUGUCUAAAAUAGUGGAAGGAAUUUGUAGUUGAUUUUGCAUGGAGCCACUUACAGGAAAUGAUUGAAAGCACAGUACAGAGUGUGUAAAGCUCAAUGCAGUUGAUGAUUCUGACUAAAACGAAAAGAUAUGUAGAGAGCCAAAUUUGGUGGAAAAGGAACCAACCAAAGAACCAAAUUGGAUCUGAUAAUCUGGUCUGAAUCUGCAUUUUUUUUUCAUCCAAAUUACAUCCAAGAGGCUAUUUUGCUAUGAAGUGAGGUGUGUGCAUACUUUGUCUUCUUCACCCACCACAAAGAUGUCAGUUUAUAGGCUUGUCCUGUAAGUUGUCUGGUAUAAUAAUAUGUAUGCUAUUACAAUGCGAACAUAAGCAUGAAGUUACAUACAAAAAGGGUUAAAUGCAAGAAAAAAACAA
This is a messenger RNA of Lactuca sativa (garden lettuce), 2943 nucleotides long. RefSeq lists its product as uncharacterized. The record is from RefSeq and is a predicted model, not a curated record. Gene Ontology annotation, molecular function: protein binding. NCBI's taxonomy places the organism in Eukaryota, Viridiplantae, Streptophyta, Magnoliopsida, Asterales, Asteraceae.